This is a messenger RNA of Quercus robur (English oak), 1374 nucleotides long. Its product is annotated as putative RNA-binding protein involved in heterochromatin assembly. NCBI's taxonomy places the organism in Eukaryota, Viridiplantae, Streptophyta, Magnoliopsida, Fagales, Fagaceae. The transcript is spliced from 2 exons. The coding region runs from base 52 to 1182 and encodes 376 amino acids. The record is from RefSeq and is a predicted model, not a curated record.
UAUCAACAUAAAAUCAUCUGAAGGAGAAGAAAAAUACACGACUUAAUUGCAAUGGAUAAGAGAAAGUCAUGCAUUUUGAUGGCUUUCUUUAUUCUAUUGCUAUCCAUGGACGCCAUCUUUGUCCAGGCUGCAGGCAAUAGUAAUGCCAACAAUAGCAAUGGCAAUGGAAAUGGCAACAACAACAAUGGUAAUGGCAAUGGCAAUGGAAAUGGCAACAACAACAAUAACAAUGGCAAGGGCAAUGGCAAUGUUGACAACAACAGCAAAGAAGAUUAUGACGUGUUAUCACCAGAGUCUGAUGGAAAGGAACGAGCUAAAUGCAAAGCAAAUGGAGCUUGUUACGCCAAAACUCUUACAUGUCCAAAUGAAUGCCCACAGAGGAAGCCCAAACAGAACAAAAAGAAGAAGGGAUGCUAUGUUGACUGUAGUAGCAAAUGUGAAGCCACUUGCAAAUAUAGAAAGGCCAACUGUAAUGGAUACGGCUCCCUCUGCUAUGAUCCUCGGUUUGUUGGUGGAGAUGGUGUAAUGUUUUACUUUCAUGGAGCAAAGGGAGGAAACUUUGCUGUUGUUUCAGAUGAGAACCUCCAAAUCAAUGCCCAUUUCAUUGGAACUCGACCAAUAGGAAGGACUCGCGACUUUACAUGGGUCCAAGCUUUGGCUAUAAUGUUUGAAAGUCACACCCUUGUCAUUGCAGCAAAGAGAGUAACACAUUGGGAUGAUAAUGUUGAUGCUCUCACUGUAAGGUGGGAUGGUGAAUCAAUUAACAUCCCUACUGAUGGAGAGGCUGAAUGGAGGACCAAUGGUGAAGAAAGAGAAGUGGUAGUGGAAAGAACCGAUGAUGCUAACAGUGUAAGAGUUAGAGUUGCUGGGCUGGCUGAAAUGGACAUUAGGGUGACACCUAUUGGAGAAAAAGAAAACAAAGUUCACAAUUACCAGUUACCCUCUGAUGAUGCCUUUGCUCACUUGGAGACACAAUUCAGGUUUUUCAAUCUAACAGAUCUUGUUGAGGGAGUGUUAGGCAAGACAUACAGGCCUGACUAUGUUAACCCUGUCAAGAUUGGAGUUCCAAUGCCAAUGAUGGGUGGGGAGGACAAGUACCAGACUCCAUCCCUCUAUUCACCUCUUUGCAAAGCUUGCAAAUUUCAGCGGCAGUAUGGGUUUGGUGAAGUUGCUCAAUACUAAUUAUAGUCAAGAAUGAUAAACAUGAAGUUUGCUCAGAACCAAUGAGAUUCAAGAAAAGUAAACUUUGUUCUUUAGCCAAUGAGUUAGAACGUGUAUCUUGUUUUGACUCAUCAGCUUUGUAUUUGAUUAAGAAAACAACAAUAAGGGCACCAAAGUUAUGUCCAACUCAAUAAAGAUGAAUAUUGCUAAUUA